AUGUCAUCCCUGCUAAGUACCUACGAUUCUGAGUUCCAGACAACCAUCCAACAAUGUAAGACUCUCCUCCAACAAGCUGCAUCGGAGCCUCUACCGGAGCGCAAUAGCACACUCAAAUCCAUCGAACAACACAAAGAUGAACUGUUCGACAUUCUAGAUCAGAUGGAUGUGGAGGUCAAUAACUCCGUGUCCGAUCCACAACAGCGCGCAACGCUGAAGGCGCGGCUUCGCGACUUCCGCAAGGAUCUGAAUUCAGUAAAGCAGACUCUUCAGGAACUAGUCGACACCAGGAAUAGGGACUCCCUCCUCUCCAGCCACAGCCCUUCGCUGGAAGAUGAUCAGCGCCAGCAGCUCUUAUCAAGCCACGCUAUUUUACAGAGAUCUGGCAGCAAACUUGUUGACGCCACCAGGCUUGCAAACGAAACUGAAGAUGUCGGUAACCAAAUCAUGAGUGAUUUGCGCAUGCAACGAGAAACGUUGGAAAACACCCGCCAGAACCUGUUUCAGGCAGAUGCAUACAUAGACAAGUCGGUGCGAACCUUGAAGUCAAUGAGCAGGCGGCUGGUCGCCAACAAGUUCAUUUCUUAUGCUAUAAUCGCAGUCCUAAUCCUACUAAUACUACUAGUUCUCUACUCCAAGUUUAAUUAG
This is a messenger RNA of Eremothecium sinecaudum, 648 nucleotides long. It is a transcript of the gene VTI1, whose product is annotated as v-SNARE protein VTI1. Gene Ontology annotation, biological process: retrograde transport, endosome to Golgi; intracellular protein transport; macroautophagy. Gene Ontology annotation, cellular component: SNARE complex; late endosome membrane; Golgi apparatus. The coding region runs from base 1 to 648 and encodes 215 amino acids. The transcript has a single exon. Gene Ontology annotation, molecular function: SNARE binding; SNAP receptor activity. The record is from RefSeq and is a predicted model, not a curated record. NCBI's taxonomy places the organism in Eukaryota, Fungi, Ascomycota, Saccharomycetes, Saccharomycetales, Saccharomycetaceae.